Cherax quadricarinatus is the source of this 772-nucleotide messenger RNA. The record is from RefSeq and is a predicted model, not a curated record. NCBI's taxonomy places the organism in Eukaryota, Metazoa, Arthropoda, Malacostraca, Decapoda, Parastacidae.
CGGACACAGGAGACGUCCAGGGACGAUACGGCUCACGGUGUAAGUGGCCUUAUACACCAAUAACAACAACAAAGCCUCACUUCCUCGCCAAAAAUCGUCAAAAAGUCGCCAAAUCGUCGCCCAAACCGGAUUUUGUCAUUGAAAAUGAACUACCUAUCAGUGAUGUGUAGAGCACUUCCUCAGGGCCUCUCUAGGGUCAUUCCAUCAUUUGAAAGGUCAUUAGAGAAGCCGCUGGAGAGGUCGUUGGUGAGGUCAUUCCACUUCCUGCAACCGGUUGAGUCAACAACUACAACACAGUCAUCUAUCCUUAAGGUAGUUGGUGUGUCACUGGUGCCGGCACGCAGCAUGAAGCAGAAGGGUCGGCUGCGGCUCCGGUGCCAAGGUUGCUACUACACUAUGCGCCAGGGUCGCCUCUAUGUCAUGUGUAACCUCAAGCCGCGCCACAAACAGAUGGCCAUGCAGAAGAAAGAGAAAAACACCUGGAUACUCACACAUGCCACGCAGUCACCCAUGCGGCCGUGGUAGCCACGUGUCUGUGUUCCAUCGCUCGGGCAUGCUAACAGUCGCACCGUCUCUUGUGUAUUUUAUUAGGAUUGCGAUAUUGUCAGUAUUUUGUGAUUUGCAUUUUGUGUAAUUCUAGCAUCCUGGAUUUUGAAUUUUGUGAUGAUAUGGUGAUACUGUAUCUGCAUUCUAUCAUUCGGGCACACUCAUAGUUGCACCGUCUUUAGUGUAUUUCAUUACAGUUACAAUAUUGUAAAUAUUUUGUAAUCUA